Vollenhovia emeryi is the source of this 3355-nucleotide messenger RNA. RefSeq lists its product as uncharacterized. Lineage: Eukaryota; Metazoa; Arthropoda; Insecta; Hymenoptera; Formicidae. The record is from RefSeq and is a predicted model, not a curated record. The transcript is spliced from 2 exons. The coding region runs from base 585 to 2339 and encodes 584 amino acids.
AGGAAUUCGGUGACGCCGAGAGGCAAGAAUCGUUCUCCGGGCGCGAGCCAUACCAAAGGUGCCCAAUCUCGUAUGAGUCUUCUUACUACGGACAAGAGUUAUGUGUGACGCAUCGUACCUACAAUGUAUCUCUCUCUCUCUCUCGGAGUGCAUGCCUGUUGACGCUGUUUGGCGAGAAACGGGCACGUAGGUCAACGUAAGAUUCUCGUAACCCCAUUAUGCGACUCUAACAAGGUGAGACAAACGCGGCGGGUGUUUCCGUGCUUGGUCGCGUUUCUCGCCAGCGCGCAAAGUUAAAAGUCGACUUUCGAAUCGAAAAAUAUGUGGCGCGCCAAGCGGAUAUCAGCGUCGAUAAGUUUUCGAUCUCGUAAUUGCGAGUUUGCUGUCGGUAGGUAUAUUUUUUCGUCGGUUCGUCGGAUCGAUAGUCGAUACGCCGUCUCGUGCACUUUGAGAGGGAACCCGAAGGGGCACGCACUGGCAAAAUCGAAAACGAAGGAGCGCGCAACUCGUUUCGAUACCCGCUUCAACUCGCUUUGCUUCUUUCGACGAUCGCACGCCUGCAAGUCCGUGGAACCGGUCCAGAAAUGGGACAACCGAUAUUUAACCCUGCAGCCUGCGCGCACGUAUUCGUACAGCUGGCUCGAGCCGAAGAAGUCGAGGUUGUGGAGGCAAUUCCGGGAGAAGAUAAUCGAAACGAGAAUUCGGCACUGAAUCACCAGGAUAAUGAGUUAAUUAAUUCCGAUCAAUUGGCAUUGGAUUCGAUAGCGGAUAAGGAUGCGGGAGGGAAUCACUAUAAACCGGGCGGCCUUCGAGGUCAUCCUCUGCUACCACCGGGUCGAGGUGCGUUAAGUUUACCGCGUCCGCACCAUAACGUGGCCUAUCAUGGCCCACCGCCACCAUUGCCACCUUCGAAAGCGCAACCGGAAGCUAUGGACAAGAUCUACAGCACUGGUGGCGGUGGCGUUAGCACCGCGGUCGGCGUCGAACCUUGGCCAGCGCCGACACCCGAUAUGCCCAAGAUCGUGUCGCUGGACGUGAAAUGUGAGAAAAGUCUGAUGAAGGUUUACUUGGGUUUCGAUAAGCCGUUCUACGGUAUGGUCUUUAGUAAAGGUCACUACAGUAGCAUUAACUGCGUACAUCUACCAGCGGGACUUGGUCGCACGUCCGUCAACUUCGAGAUCAGCAUACACGCGUGCGGUACGGCCGGCAAUACGGAGAAUGGAUUGUACGGAUACGGCGCCGAGUCUGGCUCCGGAACCUUCUUCGAAAACAUCAUAGUGGUGCAGUACGAUCCUCAGGUGCAAGAGGUCUGGGACCAGGCGCGUAAACUGCGCUGCACUUGGCACGAUCUGUACGAGAAAUCGGUCACUUUCCGCCCGUUUCCCGUCGACAUGCUGGACGUAGUUCGCGCGGAUUUCGCCGGCGACAACGUCGGAUGCUGGAUGCAGAUACAGGUCGGUAAGGGGCCGUGGGCUUCCGAGGUCUCGGGACUGGUCAAGAUCGGCCAGACCAUGACCAUGGUACUCGCCAUCAAGGAUGACGACUCCAAGUUCGACAUGCUUGUGAGAAACUGCAUGGCCCACGACGGCAAACGCGCCCCGAUACAACUGGUGGAUCAACGGGGCUGCAUCACACGGCCGAAAUUGAUGUCUAGGUUCACCAAGAUCAAGAACUUUGGCGCUUCGGCGUCAGUGCUGUCGUACGCCCAUUUCCAGGCGUUCAAGUUUCCGGACUCGAUGGAGGUUCACUUCCAAUGUACGAUACAGAUAUGCCGAUACCAAUGUCCGGAACAGUGCUCGGAAUCGUCGCCGCUUUUGGAGAGUCAGAGUCUUCUGGAGAAUCACCAUCAUCACUCGCCGACGAAUGGCCAUCCAGACGUCGGAUAUGCUCUUCCUCCUCCGAUCCCGCUGCCGUUGGAGGCCUAUUUGCAGGCAGCGGCUGGACGACCCCGGGACGAAAGGAGACGGAAAUCCCGAGAGAUCGUGCACAACCCGCAAAAGGCCGUAGGUGUCAAACGAAUUAUUCGCGUUGUCUCGACCGGUGAUCUCACCUUCUCCAUCGACGACGGCAACAACGCCGAGCUGAAUGGACCGACGAUGGUGUUUCCGCAACGUCACGAGAACACGGCCAGCUCGACCAUGAUCUGCAUGACUACUCCUGGAUUCGCGAUUACUCUCAUUGUACUACUCGCCGUUUUACUGUCCUCGUGUGUGCUGUCCGCUUACCUCUUUAUGCGUCUCAGGCCUUUCUCGGCGAGGGCCAAGAAAUCCACGGCGUUUUCUAACGUCGAACAGAAUGGCGCGACGAAGAAAUCUUUGAGAACGUGCUUCUACUCAUAGAGAUAUCUCUCGCGAGUCUCCGUGAUUCGAAUAUCUCGAUGCUGGAAGAAGGACCGUCAAGCUUUAUCAGUUUCCCUAGUUUUCUGCGAUAUCAUUUCAAUAUCAUUGGAGGUUAGUACUUUUAUAACACAGACUUCCACAAGUCCGAUCAUGCGGAGAAAAAGCAGUUAGUUUUGGCUGCGAAUACUUUGCCGAGACAAAAUAUUAACGGUAAAUGGAUGCAAGUCGUCUGUACUAUUUCAAAUACCUUUGGCCAUUAACCGACAGUAUUUUUUUGUACGUAUAUUUAUGCUUAUCCAGAAUUUCGAGCGAGUCGAGUUUUCCACACAGUGGAACAUCUUUUAGAAGGGGAGAGAGAGAGACCACUAGGGAACUUUAUGUAUACUGGUCUUCGAAAUUGCGAAUCUUCAGGUUUCGUAGAGGCUAUCGAGUGUCGCAAGCAUGACUCUAUGCAAAGCUACGUUUUCCUAACGUGCUAAUGCCAGUGGUAUUAUCUUACGAUAAUGUUACAAUACUCGUCACUUUCGUUCACUACUCCAUAGAGUUGUGUUUCGUCAUAAUGAAACUUAAGCUCAGGCCUUUAUAGGCAACAACAUACGGCGAUACGCCGAAAAUUUAGUCAAAGAUAAUCAAACAUGUUUCUGCGUUUAUUACUUAUCUACGUGUUUGUACUCAACUUCUUUCUCCGUUUUCCUUCUCUCGGUAUUUGGGAUUCUCGUAUAACAAUGGUUGCUCAACACGCGACUGGACAAUAAUACCAUAAUUUCAGAAAUUUUGCGGAAUUAGUCUACAUAUAGUAUUUAAGUAAUGUCAAUAAUGUUAUUGUUAAUAUUAUUAUUUAGAUUUAUUACACAUGUAAAUUUGUUAAAGAUGGGUAAAAUUCUAUAUUCUUCUAAAUAAAAUUAUAAAAUUGCAAUUGACAAAUAAGAUAAUUACAACUAUGAAGAUAUGGGCAAAACAAAUGGAUUAUGAAAAAAAGUUUUAAUUAUUUAAAACUUUACUUUAAUAGCUUUAUU